This is a messenger RNA of Thunnus maccoyii (southern bluefin tuna), 3366 nucleotides long. It is a transcript of the gene wars1, whose product is annotated as tryptophan--tRNA ligase, cytoplasmic. The coding region runs from base 99 to 1508 and encodes 469 amino acids. Lineage: Eukaryota; Metazoa; Chordata; Actinopteri; Scombriformes; Scombridae. The record is from RefSeq and is a predicted model, not a curated record. Gene Ontology annotation, cellular component: cytoplasm. Gene Ontology annotation, biological process: tryptophanyl-tRNA aminoacylation. Gene Ontology annotation, molecular function: ATP binding; tryptophan-tRNA ligase activity. The transcript has 11 exons.
GACCCAAACACCAACUCACACUCACAGCAGUAGCAGGCUGAUGCAAGUUACUGAAUGAGUGAGCUGUCAGUUCUGAGGAGAAUAUCGUCCGUGUGAAGAUGACAGACUGUCAGAGUCCAAUGGAGCUCUAUGAGAGAUUGACAGAACAGGGAAACACAGUGAGGUCCUUAAAAACAGCUAAAGCUGAGAAGGCUGAAAUUGACGCUGCUGUCCAGUUGUUGCUAAAGUUGAAAGUGGACUACAAACAGACGACAGGUCAGGAUUACAAAGCAGGAUGUCCGCCCUCAGAAAACUCUGUUGUCCCUAACAACGGGCCAGCAGCAGAUGGUGCUGAUGAUGACGACACAGUUGACCCAUGGAACGUUUCCACCACCAAUGCAAAGGGAGUAGACUACGACAAACUUAUUGUGAGGUUUGGCAGCAGUAAAAUUGAAAAGGAGCUGGUGGACAGAAUAGAAAAAGUCUGCGGACAGAAACCGCACCGCUUUCUUCGCAGAGGAAUCUUCUUCUCACACAGAGAUAUGCAUCAAGUUCUGGAUGCGUAUGAGAAGCACAAGUCCUUCUACCUUUACACUGGCAGAGGUCCGUCCUCAGAGGCCAUGCACGUUGGCCACCUCAUCCCCUUCAUCUUCACCAAAUGGCUGCAGGAUGUGUUUGACAUCCCGCUGGUGAUCCAGCUGACUGAUGAUGAGAAGUACCUGUGGAAGGAUCUAACGCUAGAAGAAUGCCACCGCUUUGCUGUGGAAAACGCCAAGGACAUCAUUGCUUGUGGCUUUGAUGUCAACAAGACCUUCAUUUUCUCUGACCUCGACUACAUGGGCGCAUCCCCUGAGUUCUACAGGAAUGUGGUAAAGAUUCAGAAGCAUGUGACGUUCAACCAGGUCAAAGGCAUCUUUGGCUUUACAGAUAGUGACUGCAUUGGAAAGAUCAGCUUCCCAGCCAUCCAGGCAGCCCCGUCCUUCAGCAACUCUUUCCCACAGAUCUUCAAAGGCAGAAAGGAUAUACAGUGUCUCAUCCCCUGUGCCAUAGACCAGGACCCCUACUUCAGGAUGACCCGUGAUGUAGCCCCGAGGAUCGGCUAUCCCAAGCCAGCCCUGCUGCACUCCACUUUCUUCCCCGCCCUGCAGGGGGCGCAGACCAAGAUGAGCGCUAGCGAUGCCAACUCCUCUAUCUUUCUCACCGAUACACCCAAGCAGAUAAAAAAUAAGGUAAACAAACAUGCAUUUUCGGGAGGAAAAGACACAGUGGAAGAGCACAGAAAAUAUGGUGGUAACCCAGAUGUAGACGUCUCCUUCAUGUACUUGACCUUCUUCCUGGAGGACGAUGAACAGCUGGAGAAGAUCAGACAGGACUACGCGAGUGGAGCUCUUCUAACAGGGGAACUGAAGAAGAUUUUGAUCGAGACCCUGCAGCCGAUGAUUGCCGCACAUCAAGAGCGACGCAAACAAGUCACAGAAGAGACAGUCAAGCAGUUCAUGACACCCAGACCUUUAAAUUUUAACUUCUAGCCCGCUCAAGCGUCUGAGAUGUCUAGGUUCAUCGUGCUGUUAAACUCAAAACAAGAAAAAAUAAUCAAUCCAGCUUUUUUUCCUUUUAAAAUCAUUGUCAUUUGAAUUUGUCAGGGGAAGACAGACACAAUACAGGUGGCAUCAGGACUGGAGAAAAAUGUCUAUGUAAAUUACUGUAUUGAUGAUUUGUGCCUCUGUGUCAAAUUAAGCAUGGCAUUGCAUUGCACAAGCCCUCAUGCUAAUUGUCAUGCUAUUUGUUAGCUUCAUGCCGCACUAAAUGUGCACGUUUCUCUUCAUCAAGUGUUUGUGUUUGCAGCACUGACAAUUAAAGUGAAAAAUCUGCUCAACAACAACACAACUAGACAUCUUUGCAAAAUGUUGGUUAAGAAGUCUAAGUAAAACUUAGUUUUACUUGGGGAAAAAAGCCUUCUGAACCAUAACUGUGAUUAUCAAAAGCAGCUGUGAUAUAUGAGAAAUAAUGAGACGUUCAUCUCUUUUUAAGAAUUUGCUCACAUCAGGUAGUAGGCUGUCAGUGUCUGACUCAAGGGAACUAAAGCAAAUGUAAUUGCUAUCAGCAAAAAUGAUCUGAACUAAGGUAACUCUUUCUCUAAGGGAAGAAGACAUUUCAUUCAACUUAUUCCCAGACUAAAAAGUAAACUGCAAAAAGAAAACAUUUUUAAAAGCACGUUUUAUUUGAAAAUUCAAUCAUUUUAUUUUAUUCUAUUAAUAGAAUACAUUUUAAUUAAAGUAAGUGUCACAUUAAUGUGUGUACAUCUUUUUUAAUGUUUCUAUGGUCACACAGCAAAAGUACCAAUUUUUUCCAUAAUAUCUGACACCAACAUAUCAAGAUUGAUAUUUAGUGAUAUAAUAACUGUGCCACAGACAUUUUGCCAUGCCACAGGAGCAAAAGCACAGCUGUAAAUAAUUGUAUUAAAUAUGGCUGAAUUCCAAUUUGCUGCUUCAGUUUCAAGGUCCUGGUUUAUACACUGUCAGGGCUUAUUGGGACUUGAAUAGAACAUAGCUUGUGCUUUUCCUUCUAUAACAAGUCAAAAUGUCUGUUGUGAAUUUUUUGACCAUUGAGGAAUUUUUACAUGUUUAUUUACAUUAAAUAUUUCAUCAUAUUAUGUUCCAUUAAAGGCUCUGCACACUGACACAGGCGUUUUCAAUUACUCUGAUUAGAUCUUUGGUCAAGUGGACGUUGGGUGGAGCUGUGUUGGGAAUUACAUGAUGUCACCAACUCCUUGAAUCAAUAAGAAUAAUAAAAGCAUAAAUUGUCCUGCCCCAACAUAUUAAACAUGACUAUAGAGUAGGGGAGAGUCCAGUGCUAAUCAGGCACAGUAAGUGAAAGCACCUGUGUAGGUGGACUGUGGGUGUCUAGAGGAUUUAAAGGCACAAUUUUUGAUCAGAAUUCCAGAAUUCACUGUGCAGUAUUGGGACCAGCUGUCACUCACACAUCAUUGUCUUCAGAUGUUGUAAAUGGUACAGUUCUUACAAUAUAUAUAAGAAUACACCUGUAAUUUAAGCUAAAACGAUAUGAUUGGUCCUUAAAUGAUAAUGCAGCCCCGUGUCUGAGAGAGCAGGAUAGCGUUAAUGUCAGUAACAUGGAGAUGGGUGCGAGAUGUUGCAAAUACAACUCAAAGGCAAUAAUAAAGAUAAAGCUGUUUUUAAAGAGGUAGAUUUUAAAGAAAUAAUACUGGGUACAGAUGGCCCCAUGAAAAGAGCAUAUUUUUAUCUGCUGUCUGUAUCGGAUGGAUUCUCAGUAAAGGGAGUAUGAUAUUAACUUGCUCACAGUAUAAACAUUCAGAGGGAAAUGGAAAAGUGAUUAACAAGCUAUUUAAAAUAUAUUACAUCUAGCCCA